AAAAAGCUUACCCCAGAAUAAGGUUCUAUAGACUCCCCGUGGCCUGAAACGUGCUCCUAACACAAUUCUGGGAGGUGAAAAAUUGGAUUGGCACUUAAAAAAUUUUUCAAUUUUUUUUCCCCAUGCAUUCCUAUGGGAAAAAAUCAAAUUUUUUUUAGGAACGUCCUAGAGACUCGGGAGUUGGUUCAUUGCACUCAGAAAAAUCCUAGCUCCAAGCCCAACCCUAACCCUAGCUCCAACCCUAACCCUAACCCUAACCCUAGAUCCAACCCUAACCCUAACCCAAAGUAAACUUUUCAAAAAGCUUACCCCAGAAUAAGGUUCUAUAGACUCCCCGUGGCCUGAAACGUGCUCCUAACACAAUUCUGGAAGGUGAAAAAUUGGGUUGGCACUUAAAAAAUUUUUCAAUUUUUUUUCCCCAUGCAUUCCUAUGGGAAAAAAUCAAAUUUUUUUAGGAACGUCCUAGAGACUCGGGAGUUGGUUCAUUGCACUCAGAAAAAUCCUAGCUCCAAGCCCAACCCUAACCCUAGCUCCAACCCUAACCCUAACCCUAGCUCCAACCCUAACCCUAACCCAAAGUAAACUUUUCAAAAAGCUUACCCCAGAAUAAGGUUCUAUAGACUCCCCGUGGCCUGAAACGUGCUCCUAACACAAUUCUGGAAGGUGAAAAAUUGGGUUGGCACUUAGAAAAUUUUUCAAUUUUUUUUCCCCAUGCAUUCCUAUGGGAAAAAAUCAAUUUUUUUUUAGGAACGUCCUAGAGACUCGGGAGUUGGUUCAUUGCACUCAGAAAAAUCCUAGCUCCAAGCCCAACCCUAACCCUAGCUCCAACCCUAACCCUAACUCCAACCCUAACCCUAACCCUAACCCAUGCAUUCCUAUGGGAAAAAAUCAAAUUUUUUUAAGAACGUCCUAGAGACUCGGGAGUUGGUUCAUUGCACUCAGAAAAAUCCUAGCUCCAAGCCCAACCCUAACCCUAGCUCCAACACUAACCCUAACUCCAACCCUAACCCUAACCCUAACCCUAGCUCCAACCCUAACCCUAACCCUAACCCAUGCAUUCCUAUGGGAAAAAAUCAAAUUUUUUUAGGAACGUCCUAGAGACUCGGGAGUUGGUUCAUUGCACUCAGAAAAAUCCUAGCUCCAAGCCCAACCCUAACCCUAGCUCCAACACUAACCCUAACUCCAACCCUAACCCUAACCCUAACCCUAGCUCCAACCCCACACCUAACCCUAUCCCUAGCUCCAACCUUAACACUAGAAGGACCGGCUUUUUGCUGUUCUACCUAUAAAGACCAGAGGGCAGCCAAAUGGCUUGGAGGGCUUUUAGCUAGUACUAAAUCACCUCUGAACACUCAGUUUGUUAUGCAAACGAGGCUAUCGCUGGUGCACCACAGGAGGGGAUAUGCUAAGUUAUUUCAAGGAAACUUGUGUUGUGGGGAGAGUGAGUGGGGAGGGGGAGGGGAGUUUCCAACCUGAGAACAACUGUAGACAGAAACUGCUUCAGCCAUAGCCACUGCACAGACAGUUUGGGCCUCUGUUUGUUUUGUUUGGUUCUACUUCUCCUGAUGUUCCUGCACCUCAGCAGAUGCCCCAGCGGUCGGUCCACGGACAAAAACUGUUUGUACUUUAUAAUAAUGACAUUGUAAAUGUAUCUAAAUUGUUAAAUUGCAUACUGUUUGCAUAUGACACUACAUUUUUUAUACUCUGGUGAAGCUGUUGAGAGUAUGAAUGUGAGAAUGACCAUAACGACUCAGGUGAAUGCAACCAGUCCCAUUCACAGGAUCACUAUUUGAUUGACAAUUUAUCACAUUUUCUGGUUUGCUGGUGAGCAAACCUGGGAAACCCCCAGAUCAUGGCAACCAUGCCCCGAAAUCGCUUCAAAGACAUCAUGCGACACCUACGCUUUGAUGACAGGGACACCCGCAGUGAGCGCACAAAGACUGACAAGUUUGCUGCAAUUUCUGCUGUGUGGUCGUCAUUUGUCACCAACUGCAUCACAUCCUACAACCCUGGUCGACACAUCACCAUUGACGAACAGCUUUUCCCCUCAAAGACUCGCUGCUGUUUCCUGCAGUACAUUGCAACGAAACCUGACAAGUUUGGGAUCAAGUUUUGGGUGGCUUGUGACUUGAAAUCCAAGUACAUCUGCAAUGUCCUCCCAUAUCUUGGCAAGGACCCCAGUCGUCCCAGUGGGGAGAGACUGUCCGAGAAUGUAGUCAUGAGGCUGAUGGAACCAUUCCUGGACAAGGGCAGAAAUGUUGCCACGGACAAUUUCUUUACAUCACUGUCACUUGCGCAACAACUGCUUAGGCGGAAAACCACCAUCCUAGGCACAGUCAACAAGAUUCGCCAGGAAAUUCCACAGUCAUCUAGACAGAGGGACUGCAAUGAACUUUACAAUGCUACAAAGUGCAGCGUGGAUGUGAUGGACCAGAUGGUGCGGGAGUACACUGUCCGCACAGGAACAUGGCGCUGGCCAGUCGCUGUGUUCUAUAACAUGAUUGAUACGGCAGCAUUGGAUGCACAUGUGCUGUAUCAAGCAUGCACCGGGAGGAAGGAGAGACGGGUGGACUUCCUGGUGGAGCUUGCAAGAGAGUUGGCUAACUCUCAUGUGACUGCGAAGAAGGCAUGAAAGGAAGAAUUGCUUCGGCAACAACCUUCCACACCUAGCCCUGGGAAAAGAGCCAUGUGCCAGGUUAAAAAUCAGUGUAAGAACAAUCAUGCCACUGUGCGAUGUGUUGACUGCUACAGAUACACAUGUGGGAAAUGCAGAAGGGAGAUACCAUGGCAGUGCCAGGAUUGUGAGUGAGAGUCUAACACUGUAUCCUGAUGAUGCAUAUUCACCUGAAGUCCAUCACCAACCUUUUUAUACUUUAUAUAUGUCCUGCAUGCUCUUGUUAUUUUCUAUUCUUGUAUUUGACAUAUUAUUCUCCGUUUAAUGUUGCACCAUCACGCCGUAAAAAAUCCUAGCAUUGUACGUAGCCUUUCAUACUUUUAUUCUUUAUAUAUGUCCUGCAUGCUCUUAUUUUUUAUUCUUGUAUUUUACAUAUUAUACUCUGUUUAAUGUUGCACCAUCACGCCGUAAAAAAUUCCUAGUCUGUGAAACCUGUUCAUUGACAAUAGCAAUAAAACCCCUUGUGAUUCUGAUUCUGAUUCUUGUUCUUAUUCUAUACAGUUGUUUAAAUUUUGUUUAUUUUUAAUCAAUAAAUUUCAGCAACAAAGUAAACAACCCAUGUGUGUUGAUCCCUUCCUUUCUGUUGUCCCUUCCCACUGCAUACACCACUUAGUCCAGUCCCCUCCUGUGGUGCACCAACGAUCACCUUGUUUGCAUAACAAAAUGAGUGCUCACAGGUGAUUUAGGAUAUUAGCUAAAAUCCUUCCAGCCGAUCGGCUGCCCCGUGGACCUUGAGGGGGGUAAAGCCAAAUGGCUGCUCUGUGGUCCUUCUAGUGUUAAGCUGGAGUUGAACCAGCGAUGUUCACAUCACAUCGUUUCAUAUCAGGAACUUCUUACAGUCCUCUGCUCUACCAACUGAGCUAUGAAGGUGCUCAUAGACACAACCGCAGAAAACAUAGUGGCUGAGACGACACACUUUGCCAACACAACAAUUAAAGCUACAUGGUCAAUGAAAAACUUGAAAAGUGCAUCCACCAAUGAAAUAUGGUGCUUUGAGCUGGAGUUGAACCAGCGAUGUUCGUAUCACAGCAUUUCAUACAAGGAACUUCUUACAGUCCUCUGCUCUACCAACUGAGCUAUGAAGGUGCUUAUAGACAGAACCGCAGAAAACAUAGUGGCUGAGACGACACACUUUGCCAACACAACAAUUAAAGCUACAUGGUCAAUGAAAAAGCUUGAAAAAUGCAUCCACCAAUGAAAUCUGGUGCUUUGAGCUGGAGUUGAACCAGCGAUGUUCGCAUCACAGCGUUUCAUACGAGGAAAUUCUCACAGUGCAAUGCUCUACCAACUGAGCUACGAAGGUGCUUAUAGACACAACCGCAGAAAACAUAGUGGCUGAGACGACACACUUUGCCAACACAACUAUUCCAACCACAUGGUCAAUGAAAGCCCAGCCCUACCUUCAGAACAGAGCUUCACAGUUUGUACCCAACAGUCAUUGCCAAGUCCCCAGAACUGAUAAUCAGGACUUUUUAGCUGGGUGAAUAAAGAUUGAUGGUUGGAAAAUUAAGAAGUUAUGUUGUUUGUGUUUUUAUAUUUUGGAGGAGUUGACAGAUGAAGACAAGGCUUGGCUUAAUUUCAAUGUGAUCAGAAGUUGAACAUUGCACACACCAAUGAAAUGCAUGUGCUUGAAGCUGGAAUUGAACCGGCGACCUUAGCAUCACAUGAGGAACUUCUUACAGUCCUCUGCUCUACCAAGUAAGCUAUCAGGUGCUCUCCCUUCUCACAACUGCAGAAAACAUAGUGGCUGAGAUGACACACUUUGCCCACACAACUAUUCCAACCACAUGGUCAAUGAAAGCCCAGCCCUACCUGAAGAACAAAGCUUUGAAGUUUGUUAGCAAUAGUCAUUGCCUAGGACACAGAACCGAUAAUCUGAACUUUUAGGCUGGGCUUUUGAUUGACAUGGCCAAUGAAAAGCCCAGACCUACCUUCAGAACAGAGCUUCACAGUUUGUACCCAACAGUCAUUGCCAAGUCCCCAGAACUGAUAAUCAGGACUUUUAGGCUGGGUGAAUAAAAAAUUGAUGGUUGGAAAAUUAAGAAGUUAUCUUGUUUAUGUUUUUAUAUUUUGGAGGAGUUGACAAUUGAAGACAAGGCUUGGCUUAAUUUCAAUGUGAUUAGAAGUUGAACAUUGCGCACACCAAUGAAAUGCAUGUGCUUGGAGCUGGAAUUGAACCAGCAACCUUAGCAUCACAUGAGGAACUUCUUACAGUGCUCUGCUCUACCAAGUGAGCUAUCAGGUGCUCUCUACUGGCAACUGCAGAAAACAUAGUGGCUGAGACCACACACUUUGCCCACACAACUAUUCCAACCACAUGGUCAAUGAAAGCCCAGCCCUACCUGAAGAACAAAGCUUUGCAGUUUGUACCCAAGAGUCAUUGCCAAGGACCCAGAACUAAUAAUCAGAACUUUUAGGCUGGGCUUUUGAUUGACAUGGCCAAUGAAAAGCCCAGUCCUACCUUCAGAACGGAGCUUCACAGUUUGUACCCAGCAGUCAUUGCCAAGCACCCAGAACUGAUAAUCAGGACUUUUAGACUGGGUGAAUAAAAAAUUGAUGGUUAAAAAAUUAAGAAGUUAUCUUGUUUGUGUUUUUAUAUUUUGGAGGAGUUGACAGAUGAAGACAAGGCUUGGCUUAAUUUCAAUGUAAUAACAACUUGAACAUUGCGCACACCAAUGAAAUGCAUGUGGUUGGAGAUGGAAUUGAACCAGCAAGCUUAGCAUCACAGCAUUUCAUAUGAGGAACUUGUUACAGUCCUCUGCUCUACCAACUGAGCUAUCAGGUGCUCUCUACUCACAACUGCAGAAAACAUAGUGGCUGAGACCACACAGUUUGCCCACACAACUAUUCCAACCACAUGGUCAAUGAAAGCCCAGCCCUACCUGAAGAACAAAGCUUUGCAGUUUGUACGCAACAGUCAUUGCCAAGGACCCAGAACUGAUAAACAGGACUUUUAGGCUGGGUGAA
Molecule: messenger RNA, 5641 nt
Organism: Xyrichtys novacula (pearly razorfish)
Lineage: Eukaryota; Metazoa; Chordata; Actinopteri; Labriformes; Labridae
Source: the annotation of a GenBank genome assembly